AUGCCAUUGAAUAAAAUUACAAAUCAAUACAUCAAUACACGAAAACAUGAAAGAAUUUGUCAAAUUACAACCUAUAACAUUCAGGAAUAUCCAACUUAUGGCAGCAUUCAAACAUCUAGACGUUUAGCUAAGCAUUUACUCAUACAUUGGUUUGCAAAGUUAAUGUAUAUUUGUGGAGUUCCUUUUGCAAAUAUUUUAUCACCAAGACCAGCAGCUUGA
This is a messenger RNA of Cetraspora pellucida, 219 nucleotides long. The record is from the annotation of a GenBank genome assembly. Lineage: Eukaryota; Fungi; Glomeromycota; Glomeromycetes; Diversisporales; Gigasporaceae.